UCUGCAGUCUGUAAUGUACACAUCACUACAAGUCUGGCGCUUCCUUCUUUAGAAGCUCGUUCUCACGGUCUAAGAGGCUGGAGAUUGAUGUGCUUGUGUGAGUUUAGGUGAUUGUCAUGGUGUGCGCCCAAGUGCUGGGAUUCAUACUCGCAGCACAGAACCUAGGGCCCACUUGGGGUCAGUCAAUUCCCACAAGCCCUUGCCCUGAUGUGUUUCAGUACCAGGUGGAUUCUUCUGGCAACUGGUAUGGCCACAUUAGCAUCCCAGCUCCGCAACCAGGCUAUACGUUCAGGACAUCUGUUGAGCUGGCUAUAGAUGCUGUUCUACCCACACAAUAUGUUGGUGCAUUGAAACUUUUGGAAAAUGAGAAUGAGGUGUGGAGGAGAAUUAAUUUGGGGGAUAGGCGGCCCAUUCAAUUUCAUCUGUAUUUCCCUCUGUCCUGGCCUUUGCCAUUAGUGAGAAGCAUCACUUCAAAUGAGAAUGUUAUCUGCAUAGGCAACACACCAAAUAAAAUCUUGACAAAAGUGUCUUUGGAGCAUAUUCUCUAUCCAAUCAGGGGACCAGCAUUCCUGAGACAGAAUUAUAAUGCAAAUCAUCUAAGCAAUGCAUUCUCUUCAUAUGCAACACCCUGUCCAAGUGUGUUUCAAUAUCAACUAAGCAGUUCUGGGGAGUGGCAUGGAAUAAUCAAUGUUCCAAACCCUUAUCCUGUUGUUGCAGUUGACAUAAGAGUUGAGAUGUAUGCUGCAGGAACUGUACCUUUGAUGACCAAGGGAUUUCUUGGGCUGAAAAAUAAUCUGUAUGAAGAGUGGAACAGGAUCCGGACAGGGUUAAAGUAUUACAUCCAGUACAAGUUAGAGUUUCCCACGUACAAAUCAGAUUCUUCCCUGAAACCUCCUUUGCCUACAAUCAAAAGUAUAACUGUAAACAAUGAAGUGAUCUGCAGAGGGGACAAACCGGAUUUUUCUUUACUGAUAACGCUUUCAUAUCAACAUUCUCUAUUCAGUGACAAAUGUACUUCGAGUAGCCUAAAUUGUCCUUACAACAUCGAUCAGUCUGUGCAACAGCGCAACAAUCCAACACUUGGUGUCUACAGACCUGUGCCUCCAACUUAUGAUCCAACAUCUGCAAUAUACAUGCCUUCACCUCCAACAUAUGAACCAACACUUGCAGUCUAUAAGCCUUCAUCUCCAAAUUAUGAGACAACACCUGCAACCUACAAGCCUUCAUCUCCAACUUACGAACCAACGCCUGCAGUCUAUGGCACAUCACUUUCAACUCACAAAACAACAUCUCAAGUCUACGCACCAUUGCCUACAGUCUACAAGCAAGUAACACCCAAAAUGCCUGUGCCUCCACCAGUGUACAUAUCAGAACCUACAAAGCAAGAAACAGAUCCAGGCAAAGGAACACAAUGUGGAACACUAAUAAUAAGAAGUAACCCACUCAUCACUCAUGGAGAAGAUACAUUCCAUGGUCAGUGGCCCUGGCAUGCAGCUCUGUACUUGUAUGUGAACCGUGAUAUUAGAUACAUGUGUGGUGGGUCUUUUGUUGGCACCAGAAGUGUUAUCACAGCUGCCCACUGUGUCACCAAAAAGGAAAAACCAAUACGUCCAGGCGAUUUCAUAGUUUACUUAGGAAGAUAUAACCUCAGAAAUCUGAAUGAGGAAGGCUCUCAGAACAAAGAUGUGAUUUUGAUACAUGUGCAUCCCUCAUACAAUGGAACGUCCACCACUGGAGAUAUAGCUCUGCUGAUCCUUUCCAGCACUGUACAGGUCACUGCAAUUGUGAGACCUGUGUGCCUCUGGGGUCAAGAUGAUAGUAAUCUUGCUGAUAUAGUCAACAAAGAGGGUUUGGUGGUUGGCUGGGGUUUAAAUGAAAAUGACGAGCCUACAGAAAUUCUGAUGAUGGUGAGCAUGCCCGUAGUUAGCCAGCAGACUUGCAUCUGGAGCGAUCCCAACUAUUACUCCCAGUUCACCUCCAACAAAACCUUCUGCGCAGGAUUUCGAAAUGGUAGUAGCGUAUGUAACGGUGACAGUGGUGGCGGAAUGGUGUUUCCCAAGUAUCAGAGCAACGGCACUCAAAUUUGGAUGCUCCGUGGUAUUGUCUCCCACAGUAGGCUAAGAUAUGGUUAUGCUAAUAUUUGUGAUACUAGAAGUUACAUAGUCUUCACAGAUGUUGCACAGUAUUUGAACUGGAUAUAUGAAAUCCUAGUUUAACAUACAGUCCAAAGUUAUAGUCAUUUAGUAUGGCAUGGAGCUUGUGAGUUCAUCAGAAUCCCAGACUUGCAAAGUAAUAUUUCAGUUUUUAAGUUUUAAAGGACUCUUCUUUCAGAUGUGGAAGAGAUGGCCUCAAGAUAUAUACAAGUAGUUAAGCAUGCCAAACCUGCAACUGAUAGCAGCUCUGAUUCUCCAGCUAAGAAUUGGCUAUUGAGUUAAGAAUCUCUAUGAAAUAAUACUGUAUUACUAAAUUGCUUCUUAAUUUGACUGAUGGACUUCAGUGCUACAGCUUGAUUGCUGCAACAUAAACCAUGAAGAGGAACAUGCAGAAGGGAAUUGAGGUUUUCAUGGCAGUGAGAAUUCAAAACUCAGGCUCCCUGAAAAUGGAAGUAGCAUGUUUGCCAAAGCAUUGAUACCACCUGCCAGAUUAUGUGGUGUCAGAAUGUAAAGAAAAAAAAACUAUCCCUGUAACAGACCUUGGAGGCCCGUAGGGUUCUGAGAUAUCGAGGCUCCCACAUUUCCUAGAUAAU
Molecule: messenger RNA, 2746 nt
Organism: Cryptotermes secundus
Lineage: Eukaryota; Metazoa; Arthropoda; Insecta; Blattodea; Kalotermitidae
Product: serine protease gd
Exons: 11
Coding region: 117-2216 (699 amino acids)
Biological process (GO): proteolysis
Molecular function (GO): serine-type endopeptidase activity
Source: RefSeq, a predicted model, not a curated record